CACAGGAUUUUUCUGCUUCCAUUAAAAUUCGGGUCCCCUGGUUUUUUGUCGUUCCACUCUCAUCCCCUUGCUACGGUGCGGAGCGCAGCAGCCCAGAUGAGUCGGAGGAAGCCGACGGCGAGCAGCCGGAGACAUGCCGCAUCUACCGACAGCCUAGGUUCCGUUGAUUCGUCAGGAGUUGAACCGAUUCCCCGCUCCUUCUCGCGCCGAACCUCAUCCCGAGCCUCAGUCUCCCGCUUUCUUGAUGCCCCAUCGGGCUUCUUGGUCGAGGAAGGAGAUCAGGCCGAAUCCAGGGAUAUCUUAGAUGGUGGAUUCGGUUCGUUCUUGACGAACCCAAGGAGCUUCCCGUAUGGAGUCAAGCAGCAGUGCUGGGACAAGGCGGAGAAGGUGAAGGGGCGUGACCCCGAUCGGUGGCGCCACGACGCUCUGGGAAAUAUCGUCUUUCGGAAGCUCGUAGGUUGUCCAGGAUGUCUCUGCCACGACUAUGAUCACAUUAUCCCCUACUCAAAGGGUGGAAAAAGCACAUUGGACAAUUGCCAAGUUUUACAGGCAACUGUCAAUAGAUCCAAGGGGAACAAGAUGGAGGUAUCCAAAUCUGAACUUAUACAGAAGAGUGCGUACUGUAGAGUUUCAGGAAGAGACAUGGACCUCUUAGAACUCUCUGCCUUUGGUAACGUCCGUCGUGGACCAGAUUCAGGAGGGUGCAAUAUCCAAUGACUAUUACAAAAGAUUUUCUAGUUCCGGAGAUUUUCUUGUAAUUGAUUCGACAAUACUAACAAGAUGACAAUUGGGUUUGAGAUGCAUAAAAAUUACAAUCCAUACCACUCUUUAUGCACCAUAUUUUGAGAUACUUGGAUUUAAUUUUUAUAGUGAUAUUCACCAUUAAUAGCUACUUUGAAAGCCAAUUUAGAUUGUAAAGAUAAUUUGGCACACUUGGAUUUACCGAAAGGCACCAGAACAAUGACUUUGAUUAA
Messenger RNA from Zingiber officinale, 974 nucleotides. RefSeq lists its product as uncharacterized. The record is from RefSeq and is a predicted model, not a curated record. Lineage: Eukaryota; Viridiplantae; Streptophyta; Magnoliopsida; Zingiberales; Zingiberaceae. Bases 97 to 717 code for a protein of 206 amino acids. The transcript is spliced from 4 exons. Gene Ontology annotation, molecular function: endonuclease activity; nucleic acid binding; zinc ion binding.